UCAUCAAGUUUUUUAUAAUGAUGGAAGCAGUGAAACGAUUUGUGGGUCCAAAAUGGCGGCAAUAUUUGGCGGCUUCUUUAGCGAGCUACGGCAGUCUAUGCACAGGAAUGUCUAUGGGAUGGACAUCGCCAAUAUUCCCACAACUGCGAGGACCCAACUCGCCACUGGCUGAGGAGCCUACGUUACAACAGGAGUCUUGGAUCGGAUCCUUACUUGUGCUUGGAGGGUUGGCCGGUCCCAUAAUUACAGUUCCUCUAUCAAGAUACAUAGGACGGCGAUGGCUGGUGAUGGGAUCGAAUCUACCACUCCUACUAGGCUGGCUGCUAGCCGGGGUAGCUUCGGACCUGCCCACCUUAUACGUUGCUAGGCUUAUGUGGGGCUGUGCCACGGGCAUGCAGUUUGCUACUGUGCCGCUUUAUAUUGGGGAAAUUGCAGAGGAUCACAAUCGUGGUGCUCUCAGCUCUUUAUUCCUUCUCUUCAUCAACGUAGGCUUCCUGCUCGCGUACGCCAUCGGCCCCUUCACAUCGUACUGGGGCCUCACAGCCUGCGGGGGGAUACUUUCACUCUUCUACGUGCCUUUCACGUGGUUCAUACCUGAGACACCAUUCUUUUUAGUAUAUAAAGAUCGCAAUACAGAGGCAUCAGAUGUGCUAAAAAAACUCCGAGGCACCUCGAAAGAGGCGGUGCAAGCAGAAUUGGAAGGUCUGCAGGCCUUGGUCGCCAGGGAGUUUAAAGAGGAACCCAAGAUUUCUGACUUGUGGGCUACAAGAGGCAACGUCAAGGCUUUGGGUAUCUGCGUGUUCUUGGCAAUGCUGCUUCAGCUAUCCGGCAUAGACGUGCUACUGUUCUACAUGGAAGAGCUGUUGGUCAAAGUCGGCACGAAAAUCUCCGCUUCUGACGGCACCAUCAUCAUGGGAGCUGUGCAGGUGGUAACAAGCUGCAUUACUCCUCUGGUAGUGGAUCGGUUGGGAAGAAAACUGCUAAUGUGGACUACCUCUCUGGGACUCACUAUCUUCCUUGGCCUAAUCGGCGUGUAUGCAUUAUUAGAUUCAUACUACAACUACGACAUGGGGUCGUGGGCGUUCCUUCCGCUCCUCUGUCUUAUUAUCUACAUGAUACUCUUUACUUUGGGUGUGGGCCCGGUACCCUGGAUCCUGGUGGCGGAAAUGUUUCCGGUGAAGACCAAGUGUUUAGCCAGUGGAAUAGCUUCCUUCAUGUGCUGGCUGGCUGGUUUCAUCUGGACCAGGUUCUUUCGUGACGUAGCAGCAUCGUAUGGCAUCUACACCGCUUUCUGGGUACUAGCUGUGUGCUGCGGCGUCGGCUUUGUCUUCUCCGCUACACUUCUCCCCGAGACCAAAGGCAAGACCUUCGACGAGAUUCAGGACAUGCUUAAUAACAGGUCCAAAGAGCCGAAACCAGUGGCAGUAUAGAAGUAACCGUUAAGCCAUAUGAUAUCUACUGUAUUGAUCAAAUUUGUAAAUAUUUAAUAACUUAGCAUCAUACACAGUGUCAGGACGAUUCAAGAAACAAAUUGUUGCAAGGGCGAAAUAUAUCAGUCUAGCCUGUAGCAGUCCGUCAGCUAACCGUGUUGACUACAUGUGUAUAUUGUGUCUUUCCUGUUGAAUAUUGCAUUUAAAUUGUCUAUCAAAAGUUUGUCAGAUUAUUAGUACAAACCACGGUUUAAAUGGCAACACUGAGCCGGAAUGACAGAAUACCACCGGACUGUCUAUCACUUUACGCGGUACACCCACUGGCAAUUAUUAAUCAGUAUUCAGUCUUGCGUAGCAUAAUAUCACUCUUCUGACUAAAGAUAUUUUUCACCGCUUCUUGCCCGUGGACCACCUGACUUGUUCACGUGGGUGGACCACGGGCAAUUAUUUCUUCACGUGGUUCACUUAUUAACGUAAAAUACCGGUUCUAUAAAGAGAGGGAUCACAUGUUAAAGACUAAUUUUUUAGUUUAUAUUUUCCACUCCUCGGUUGAGAAAUAAGUGCCACAGAAUAAUAUAUAACAUUAUGAUAGACAUUUUCUGAAAUAAAUGAAAAAAAAAUCCAAAUAUAAACUGUAUACAUUAAUA
Hyposmocoma kahamanoa is the source of this 2077-nucleotide messenger RNA. RefSeq names its product facilitated trehalose transporter Tret1-like. Gene Ontology annotation, molecular function: transmembrane transporter activity. Gene Ontology annotation, cellular component: membrane. Lineage: Eukaryota; Metazoa; Arthropoda; Insecta; Lepidoptera; Cosmopterigidae. The record is from RefSeq and is a predicted model, not a curated record. Gene Ontology annotation, biological process: transmembrane transport. Bases 18 to 1430 code for a protein of 470 amino acids. The transcript has 12 exons.